Molecule: messenger RNA, 1565 nt
Organism: Aspergillus pseudonomiae
Lineage: Eukaryota; Fungi; Ascomycota; Eurotiomycetes; Eurotiales; Aspergillaceae
Product: protein tyrosine phosphatase-like domain-containing protein
Exons: 5
Coding region: 574-1272 (232 amino acids)
Biological process (GO): very long-chain fatty acid biosynthetic process; fatty acid elongation; sphingolipid biosynthetic process
Cellular component (GO): endoplasmic reticulum membrane
Molecular function (GO): 3-hydroxyacyl-CoA dehydratase activity
Source: RefSeq, a predicted model, not a curated record
UAUACGAGAUUAAGGGAUACGAUACCCACUACAGUACAGAGCUGUUUCCCUCUCACUCUCCUACCAAUAGUCCAAUGUCCAGCGGGUUAAACAUCCGCCAUCCGCAAGCUUAGACGACGUUUAAACAGCCACAUGCGCUAUCUAAUACGGAGAUGAGACUUCUUGGUUUCUCGAUAAGAUAAGUGAUACAUAUGUUGCUAUGGAUAACUUUUCCUUCACCCAAAAUUUCUUAUCAUUUCAUCUAAGCAUUGACCUUAGCAAAAUCCCAACAGAUCUCAAUAUGUUGAUAACUGUUUGGAGCCUCGGCAUCUCAACGUGUAUUACAUAAGCCAGAUCCCCAUCUCAUUUUCUUCCCCUUUGUCCAGCUGUCGACCAGUGCGGUAUCAAUUGCUUCACCCUAUCGCUUUGGGGCAUUUCAGCUGUUCCUGCUGCUAACUCAAUCCCUAUAAUUCGGUCGUGUCGUAUAACCCGCGGCACAAUCUACCGCCAGCAGCAGUACAUCCAGACCAAGCACUCAGCAGCUUCCAUCCAAACACAACUCGAAAAACAAGAGCAGCACAACAAAGACCCAAAAUGUCUUCCAAAUCCGCCUCCCCCCGGGGCCCCAAAGGCCUCACAAAACUGUACCUCCUAGGCUACAACGCUGCCAGCUUAGCCCUCUGGGCGACCUGCACCCUCCGCGGCUUCUACCUCCUCGCAACCAACUCCCCCGAGGACAUUCCCGCCAUCUUCAACGACAUCUACUGGCCUCUCCUGGCCACGACCCAAACACUGGCCGUCCUGGAGAUCUUCCACAGCCUACUCGGCAUCGUGCGCGCCCCCGUCACCACGACCGCGAUGCAGGUCGCGAGCCGACUGCUUCUCAUCUGGGGUGUGAUGUUCCUGUUCCACGAACAAGGUGACGGCGCAGGCAUCGUGGGGGCUCCCACGGAGACGGUGAAGGUGGGCGACUAUGCCUUCCUGGGCUGUUUGAGCGCCUGGGGUAUUACCGAGUGUAUUCGGUAUGGGUUCUUUGCCUUGCAGGUUCUGGGCGCGGGUGUGCCCGGGUGGCUGACUUGGCUGAGAUACAACACCUUCUAUGUGCUCUACCCGCUUGGCAUCACCAGUGAGUGCGUCAUGGUUGUGAAGGCGCUGGAGCCGGCUGCCGAGUUUAACCCUCUGUACCGGUGGUUCUUGAUCGUCGUUCUGGGUAUCUAUGUUCCUGGUUCUUACAUCUUGUACACGCAUAUGAUUGCCCAGAGAAAGAAGGUGCUCAAGAAGAGGGCGGAGUAGGGUCAUGACUGCAGCUGUGAGAUGUCGGUGUUGAUAUGGCGAAAGGGAUGGGUUGGUCUAGAUAAGCUUAAUUCUGCUACAAGACGCAUUGGUAAUGAUGUACUGCUGGCUACAUACUCUAUCAUGUUUUCAUUACGCGUAAUAAGUAGGGCCUGAGCUAGGUGCAUUAUAACUCCAUCAUGAUAUCUCGCACGGCUUUCGCCGCAAAUCGUUUCCGUUCGCUCUCCGGUAACUCAUCACUCAUGUCUAUACGAAUAAGCACCCAUCAGAACUAGGGGAGGAAAAGGGGGCAG